Aspergillus luchuensis is the source of this 1980-nucleotide messenger RNA. Its product is annotated as RNA lariat debranching enzyme. Gene Ontology annotation, cellular component: nucleus. Gene Ontology annotation, molecular function: RNA lariat debranching enzyme activity. Gene Ontology annotation, biological process: mRNA splicing, via spliceosome. NCBI's taxonomy places the organism in Eukaryota, Fungi, Ascomycota, Eurotiomycetes, Eurotiales, Aspergillaceae. The coding region runs from base 1 to 1980 and encodes 659 amino acids. The transcript has a single exon. The record is from RefSeq and is a predicted model, not a curated record.
AUGUCAGUGCCGAUGAAAUACAGAGAGUUGGGUGACUUUCAUGAAUACUACAGUGGGCAGCGUGUUGCUCCAUACCUGACCAUUUUUGUGGGAGGGAACCACGAGGCGAGCAAUCACCUGUUUGAGCUGUAUUACGGCGGGUGGGUAGCCCCCAAUAUCUACUACCUCGGUGCAGCCAACGUUAUCCGGUGUGGGCCCCUUCGCAUCGCCGGCAUGUCUGGCAUCUGGAAGGGAUACGACUACCGGAGACCUCAUUUUGAACGACUGCCGUACAACAGCGAUGACGUUCAAAGCAUCUACCACGUGAGGGAACUCGAUGUCCGCAAAUUGCUGCAAAUCCGCACCCAGGUUGAUCUGGGACUAUCCCACGACUGGCCUAAGACGGUCGAGCGUAGCGGAGACUUUGAAACCUUAUUCAAUAAAAAAAUUGGGUUCCGCGAGGAUUCUCAAAACGGCCGACUUGGUAGUAUGGCUGCCAAGCAUGUUCUUGAUCGGCUGCGCCCAGCCUAUUGGUUUUCGGCCCACUUACACGUUAAGUUCGCGGCCCGAGUGCAGCACGCUGAAUAUGUCGUUCCUGAGCAUCCCGCGGCCAAGAGACAGGCUGCUUCUGGUGCAACUGAUGCCGGUCAGCGUCCAAGCGCUCCAUUUGCGCUGGAUGGUGCGGUAUUCACUUCGUUGGUCCUCGGUGAAGAGAACCAGAACCCAUUGAAUCAGCCUGUGGCCUCCGCUUCUACUGCCAACCCUGAUAAGCAGAGUCAGAGCAACGCUGUAAGCACCGGAGCCUCUCAGUUGCAGUCAGAGAGUGGACAACCUGCUCAUCAGCCAUCCAAAACCGACGUAUCGGCUGGAGAAGCAGCUAGCAGCAUGGAGACUAAAUUGUCAGCGUGGAACAACUUCCACGUCGUUGCUGCCCGAAACGAAGCGGCUGAAAACGAGCUUUAUUUGUCGGGCAAGGCACAGAAUCCUGGGCCGAACCCCUAUGAACUCAGGCACAACCUGACCUGGAAAAGGGUGGAGACUGAUAUGGACGGCGUAAAUCGGAAAAUUGCAAGCGUCGAGAGGGAUGUCAGUCCCGAACAGCAGAAUCCCAAGAAACAGAAGGUUGAUCAUGGAUCGGAUGUUGUGAAGAAUAGUGACGAGAUCGACUUAGAUCUAGACAGCGACUCCGACGAUGCCUCAAGUAAGGCAAAGCCUGAAACGGCGGUUUCAGGCAAUAGUGGCUCUCCCGCAAUGACGUCCACUCCGACUCAGUUGGAACGAAACAAUAUCACCUCUCAAGCAGAGCCAGCUAAAGCGACCGAUGUCUCACAGGAUGUCAGGAACCAGCUGCCUGCCAGUUUUUCACGGCCCCAGCCUGAUCCCUAUCCGGUCAACGGCCCUUUGCCCGAAGCCAUUGCAAACAACGUGACCAAUUUCCUCGCGUUAGACAAAUGUCUUCCUAACCGCGAAUUUCUCCAGCUCUUGGAGAUAAAUCCUAUUUCGGAGUCGGAUGGAGAGAAGGUUGAACGCCCAUAUCGUUUGGAGUACGACAAAGAAUGGCUCGCAAUCACACGUGCGUUCGCCAACGACCUCCACCUUGGGGAUCCCAACGCCAGACCCUCUGCGGAUAAGGGCGACGUCGUGUACCUGCCCCAGAUCCUCGAAGAAGAGAAGUGGGUCGAGGAGAACGUCGUGAAGCCUGGAAAGCUUGUCGUCCCUGAGAACUUCACUCAAACCGCGCCCAUCUACGAUCCCAGUGUACCUUUGACAACUGAGGAGAUGCCGAUUGAGUACACCAAUCCUCAGACCGCGGAGUUCUGCGAGUUGAUCGGCAUCGAAAACAAAUUUGACAUGAGCGACGCCGAACGCCAAGCUAGAAUGGCCAGAGGGCCCCGUCCUAGUAGUAACAGAGGUGGUAUGGGCCGUGGGGCUCGUCGAGGCGGCUUUGGCUUUGGACGGGGUCGCGGACGUGGAGGUCGCGGACGCGGCAACCGUUACUAA